AUGGCGCCGCACACUGUCAAAUGGGGCAUCAUGGCCACCGGCUGGAUCGCCGAGACCUUCUGCAAGGAUCUCCUGACCAAUCCCGCCGCCCGCGAAGUCACCGACGUCGCCCACAAGAUCGUCGCCGUCUCGUCCUCCCGCGAUGCCCAGAAAGCCCGCGACUUCAUCAAGAAGAUUGACGGCCCCACAGACGCCGCUGUCUACGGCUCCUACGCCGACCUCGUCGCGGACCCCAACGUCGACAUCAUCUACGUCGCCACCCCCCACAGCCACCACUUCCAAAACGCCAUGCUGGCCCUCGACGCCGGCAAGAACGUCCUCUGCGAAAAGGCCCUGACCGUCACCGCCGAGCAGACCCGCCGCCUCAUCGAGACCGCCCGCGCCAAGAAGCUCUUCUUCAUGGAGGCCGUCUGGACCCGCUACUUCCCCCUCAGCAUCAAGGUCCGCGAGCUCAUCUCCUCCGGCGCCAUCGGCAAGGUCUACCGCGCCACCGCCGACCUGUCCUUCAACGCCAACACCGAGGACCCCGCCAAGCUGUCCUUCGCCGACUCCCACCGCAUGGUCAACCCCGAGCUGGCCGGCGGCGCCCUGCUGGACCUGGGCAUCUACUCCCUGACGUGGAUCUUCCAGACCCUGUACCACCUGCAGCCCGAGGCCGACAAGGAGGCACCUCAGGUCCUGGCCGCCGUGCAGAAGUACACCACCGGCGCCGACGAGUCCACCAGCAUGAUCCUCAACUUCCCCAAGCACCAGACGACGGGCAUCGCCACGACGUCGAUGCGCGUGGCCACCGACCCCGACGGCGAGGGCAAGUCGGCGCCCGCCAUCCGCAUCCAGGGCUCCGGAGGCGAGAUCCAGGUCGCCCACCCCGCCUACAGGCCGCUGUCGUACAAGGUCAUCAAGAAGGACGGCCCCAUCGAGACGGUUGACUGCCCGAUUCCCACCGACCCGGCACGCAACUGGGGCCACGGCAUGUUCUGGGAGGCCGACGAGUGCGCGCGCUGCCUGCGUGACGGCAAGCUCGAGAGCGACUCCCUGCCGCUGUCGGAGUCGCUCGUCAUUAUGGAGACGAUGGACAGCGUGAUCAAGCAGGGCGGCAUCAAGUAUCCCGACCUGAUCACCACGCACGAGUUCGACCCCAAGAGCCCGUUGAACCUAGGCAACGCAUGA
Molecule: messenger RNA, 1170 nt
Organism: Colletotrichum karsti
Lineage: Eukaryota; Fungi; Ascomycota; Sordariomycetes; Glomerellales; Glomerellaceae
Exons: 2
Coding region: 1-1170 (389 amino acids)
Molecular function (GO): nucleotide binding
Source: RefSeq, a predicted model, not a curated record